AGGCUAGGUGCACGUUGAGGCCACGUGAAGCCGGUCACGGGGCAGACCCAGCAGGUGCCACGGGUCGACUGACUGAGACGACGACGAUGGCGAUGGCACCACCUGUGCACCACCACCACACACACACAACACACAACGACGAGAUUAUUGUUGUUGUGUUGUUGUUGUUGUUUGUGCGUGUGUGUAGUUGUGUGUGAAGAACGCAAUGACGCCGGUAGUGACGUGAUUUGGCGGCUGCAGCGGCCGCUGGGAGCGAGUGGCGCUGCUGCUGCUGCCGCUGUUGUUGACGGCCGCCGUUAGCAAGCGGCGGCUUUUGUUGCUGUUGUUUUGAUCGUCAAGAGUUGUUUGUUGCUGCUGUUGUUGUUGUUGUUGUUGUUUAUUCUUUGUCCGCGACGCCAUGGCGGCGGUGAUCCCGGGGCACGGCACCGGCGGCCGAGACGAAGCGAGGAGCGAGGCCGGGCCGCGCCUCGGGGACCCCCGGGCCAACGAGGAGGUGUGGAACCUGCAGCAGAUGAUCAAGUUGACGCAGGAACACCUGACGGCGCUACUGGAACGUUUCGGAGGCGAACACAACCCUCCCUCCAUCUACCUGGAGGCGUACGAGGAGUACACGCACAAGCUGGACGCCCUGCAGGCUCGCGAGCAGGAACUUCUGAGCGCCCUCGGCAAGGGGUCGGCGCCGGCGCCGCCCUCGCAUCCCCGGCAACCGUCGCGCAAGCCCCCCGCGGCUACGCCGGGACCCCCCGUCCACGUCGCGCCCUGCCCCUGCCCGCCGUGCCCCUCGAGCGACAAGCAGCGCUGCCGAUCGCCGGUGUUUGCCGACAGCGCUCAUUGCGGCGGCGGCGGCGGCGGUUGGGGCGCCGCCUUCUCCCCGGCUGGGUCGGCGGCCGAGGUGGCGCCGGGGGAGCAGGCAUCGGCAGAGGCGACAACGCCGCAGUCGCCGCUGAGCCGCACGGUGCGCGUGCACCUGCCCAACAAGCAGCGCACCGUGGUCACAGCAAGGGCUGGGAUGACUGUCAAGGAUUGCCUGGCCAAAGCGCUGCACAUCCGUGGCCUCUUGCCGAAGUGUUGUGCCGUCUUCCGCCUUCAAGACGGCCAAAAGUCGGCGGUGGACUGGAGCACGGACAUGGCCUGGCUGUCAGGCGAGGAGCUGUCCGUGGAGGUCCUCAAGUACCUGCCGCUCUCCACACACAACUUUGUCCGCCGGACAGACCUGAUGCUGGCGUUCUGCGACAUUUGCCGCAAGCUCCUGUUCCAGGGAUUCCGUUGCCAGGAGUGCGGCAUGCGAUUCCACCAGCGUUGCAGCACCGACGUGCCCAUGAUUUGUAUCAGCUUAGACGGAAUCAACCCGUGGUGGCAACCACCGUUGCCCGCGCGACCUUCGACCCGGACGCACCACUCGGAGGCGGACAGCUCGACCCCCCGCCGGGCGUCGGUUCACCCCCCCCGGCCGCGAUCCACGUCCGCUCCCAACGUGCACACGGGCGUCGUGGGGCCAGUGACGGCCAACCUUGUGCAGGACAUGAUGCGCGACUGCAGGCAUCAUGAAGGCACGAGUGUGGGUCUGACGGCCACCUUCCCCAUGGACCUCCCGGGGGCUCGCAACGCUUCUCCCGGGCCCUCCCGUCCAGCCUCGCUCACAGACGAUCGCAUCAUACACAUGCGUCCGCUGAAGAGGAGGGACUCGUGUGAUGACUGGGAGAUCCCGGAGGGGCAGAUCGCAUUCGGGCAGCGGAUUGGCUCAGGCUCUUUCGGAACCGUCUACAAGGGCAAGUGGCACGGAGACGUUGCUGUGAAGGUGCUGAACGUGACCGAUCCAACGCCGCAGCAGCUGCAGGCGUUCAAGAACGAGGUCGGGGUGCUGAGGAAGACUCGGCACGUGAACAUCCUGCUGUUCAUGGGCUACACGAUGCAGCCGCGCCUCGCCAUCGUCACGCAGUGGUGCGAGGGCUCCAGCCUCUACCGCCACCUGCACGUACUGGACACCAGGCUGCCCGUGCUGCAGCUCAUAGACAUCGCGCGUCAGACCGCGCAGGGCAUGGACUACCUGCACGCCAAGUCCAUCAUCCACAGAGACCUCAAGUCCAACAACAUCUUUCUCCACGAUGACCUCACGGUGAAGGUCGGAGACUUCGGUUUGGCCACGGUGAAGACUCGGUGGAGCGGCUCCCACCAACUCACACAGCCAUCCGGAUCCAUCCUGUGGAUGGCCCCGGAGGUGAUCCGCAUGGAGGACGAGAACCCGUACACGUUCGAGUCGGACGUCUACGCGUUUGGGGUCGUGCUCUUCGAGCUCAUGUCCGGCCAGCUGCCGUACUGCCACAUCAACAACCGCGACCAGAUCAUCUUCAUGGUGGGCCGAGGCUACUUGAGUCCUGACCUCACCAAAGUCCGCAGAAACUGCCCGAGGGACAUGAGGCGCCUCAUGGCCGACUGCCUCAAAGCACAGCACACCGACCGGCUGCUCUUCCCGCAGAUCCUGGCGUCGAUAGAGAAGCUGGCGCACUCGCUGCCCAAGAUCCACCGCAGCACGUCGGAGCCGUCGGUGGCGCGCGCCGGCCUGCACGCCGACGAGCUGGCGCUCUACCUGCCCUCGCCCAAGACGCCGCUCCACCCUGCCGCGUACAGCGGCUUCACCUGGCUCUCGCCCAACACCACCGUGUGGUAGGGCCGGCCUGGUACCGGGCGCCACCACCGUGGGCGCGUGGCGUGGCCGAUGCCCCGCUGUCCAGUACCGCUGCCGCCACCACCACCGCCGUUGUGUUGGCGAGCGCGGCCGAGUGCGACGAAACAUCACUGCCACUACGGCGCGGUGGAGCCAGCGUGCCGCUCGACACUCCUCAAGCCGGCCGCCCGACACCGCCACCGUCGUGUGGUAGGGCCGACCUCCCGUUUGACACCGUGCCCACCGUAUCGGUGGGGCCAGCGCGGGGGGCACGGCAGCACCCAACGCCAGGACGUGGGCGGAGAGACUUGGGGGUGGAGGGUGGGGGGGGCACGGGCCCUGACACAGCCUUGUGGGAGGGCCGGAAAAAAAACGCGUCGCUCGGUAGCAUCGUGUGGCAAGAAGGGACGGCAGCAGCCAGCGCGACCGUGUCGUUGUUGGGGCCGGGUUGGGGGCAACGCUGCACGCACCAUGGAACGUCCAGCACAACCGCGGCGGUGGCGGUGGGGGGUGGCGGCACUUGACAGUCAGCCACCGCCACGCACGCACCCACUGCACCGCCCUUCUCGUCCGCGUUUCUCCGUAGCAUUAUGAAGGCGUCUGACGGCCCGGACCGGAGUGAGGACGGGAGUGUACAAGUGUCUGCCGGAGCGUGUUAACUCCUAAGGGUGGACGGCAGGAGCCGACCGGAGCGUGGUCCGGAGUGGCAGAAGUUUGGACCGGAGUGUGAAGUGUGGACUGCAGCACUGGCCAGAAAUACGGACCCCGGAGUGUGGACCGGAGCACCCACGGUCGUGGGUUGUCAACCGCGUGGAUCAGAGAGUGCUUCCACCAAACGGCUUUGGCCCACGUGGCCAAACGCGCGCACGCGACGGUGCCACCGUCCGCACGUCCGUCUUCGCCGCUGGGUGGCUGCCGAACCAACCGCUACCGAUGGUCCGGACUUUGGGGGGGCGUGGGGGAGGGGAUAAGGGCUUAAAGUUGGUGGGAGAGUUCGAGAUUUGAAGUUUUCGUGACUGCAAGGAUCCAUACUCUUUGGUUCUUUCGGUAAAGUCACGUAGGUGGGAGAGUUCGAGCGAGGUCUCGGGGUUUCAGUGGUUGGAGGGAUGGCGUUGACGUCCGUUUGAGGAUGGUGCUGAUUGUUUCGAUUGUUGCGGUGUGAUCUACACUGCCUCCUUCUGUGGUGCGUUGACAGUGAAGGUUGUUUUGUGUCCGCGUGUUUGCACGUGUGUGUUCAUAGUAUUAUUAUUGUUGUUGUUGUUGUCGCCCGACUUGCUCCAUCGGCCAAGUGCUGCCUCAACCAACCCUCAAGGAGGAGACCUUCCCCGCCCCGCACUCCUGCUCCCCCCCCCCGCCACUAUCCCCAAGGGAAGAGAGAGGGAGACACGGGGCCAGGUGUGGGUGGAGCGAAGCGACGGCCGGAGGCGCGCGAGGGUGUAACCCAGUAAGUCGCAGCUCUCGUACCGCCGGCGUCUGCCUGGUGGCCGCGUGGCUCAGGAGGCGACCCGUUGUCGCGACCCGCGGUGGAGGCCCGAGGCGGCCGUCGCUCCCUCUCCGGCAGAGGUCGCAAACGGGUUUUGAUUCCUUACCCGUACCCGUACCCGGCCGCACAAGGGUCGCAAACAGGUACUCGUACCCGGCCGGGUAUGGGUACCCAUACGCUACCCGUACCCCACCCGAAAUGAGUGACAAGCGGUUACUCACCGGUGACUCACGGCCUACCCGUACCCGGCCGCACCAGGGUCGCAAACGGAUACCCGGCCGGGUACGGGUAGCCGGGUAUCAGGUAGGGUACGGGUAUCGGGUACCUGAUUGCGACCUCUGGGAUGAAGCCAUGUUGCAGGCGCGGGUGGGUUGAUUCUAGGAACUUGAAUUGUGAGAAGAGACAAGACGUUGGGAAAUGAGUGACAAACGGUGACUCACCAGUGACUCACGGUCUACCCGUACCCAGCCGCACCAGGGCCGCAAACGGAUACCUGUACCCGGCCAGGUACGGCUAGCCGGGUAUCGGGUAGGGUACGGGUAUCGGGUAGGGUACGGGUAUCGGGUACCCGGUUGCGAACUCUGCUCUCCGGUAUGAAGCUCGCGGGCGGAGCGGCUGGGGGGAGCGGGGUGCCCGCCGAGCGUCGAUCGACGCGAUGUCCGACGUUCCGCUCCACCUGCUGGGGGCUUCCUCGGGCGAAUUGAAUUUGAUUGAAUUCGGGUCCUAACCGCUUGUGGCACAGCCGCGAAAAACGUCCCCAGACGGAUUCGGGAAUCCAUUCGCUUUCAUGGCCCCCCCGUGUUUUUUUUAACCGUCUCGUUUCUACUGUUGUUUGCCUUUUUUAUUACCAUCAUCCUAUCCCAUUUGCACAGAUCUCCUCGCCGCUAGCCGAGAUCUAACAUUAGCCUGCAAUUUCCACGUAACUUGUAUAAAUUGUAAAUAACCUUCUUGCCGAUUUGGAUCGAUACGAGUCGAUGCGUCGUCGUGUGCCGACUACCUAAGCCCCGCGCGCGUCCCAGACUCUCUUGACGCCCGUUACAGAGGGGACUCCGAUUGGCGCGUGCAGCCGAACGCGCCGUCAUAGCGCCCCCGGUGACGUCACCGCGGCGACGUCACCGGAGCAGCGCCCGGCACGGCACGCUUUGUCGCCUGAUGACGCGCACGAGAGCCGCUCCGUUGUUCCUAUUGGGUUGCACCUCGCGGCAAACGCCGCCGCCUCCGCUCGACCUCCUGCGGCGUCACCCACGCCGCUCCGCUCGACCUCCUGCGCACGCCUGGGGUGGAGCGGGUGAGGGCGAGCGCCCCGUGUGUUCCCACCGACAGUUGCGUGCGGGGAGCGGUCGCUGGUGAGCGUGGAAUAAAAGUGGUUGCAUGGA
This is a messenger RNA of Lethenteron reissneri (Far Eastern brook lamprey), 5524 nucleotides long. RefSeq names its product serine/threonine-protein kinase B-raf-like. Gene Ontology annotation, cellular component: cytosol; mitochondrion. NCBI's taxonomy places the organism in Eukaryota, Metazoa, Chordata, Hyperoartia, Petromyzontiformes, Petromyzontidae. Gene Ontology annotation, biological process: protein phosphorylation; MAPK cascade. Gene Ontology annotation, molecular function: ATP binding; MAP kinase kinase kinase activity. The record is from RefSeq and is a predicted model, not a curated record.